Messenger RNA from Lytechinus pictus (painted urchin), 7822 nucleotides. RefSeq names its product atrial natriuretic peptide-converting enzyme-like. Gene Ontology annotation, biological process: proteolysis. The record is from RefSeq and is a predicted model, not a curated record. Gene Ontology annotation, cellular component: membrane. Lineage: Eukaryota; Metazoa; Echinodermata; Echinoidea; Temnopleuroida; Toxopneustidae. Gene Ontology annotation, molecular function: protein binding; serine-type endopeptidase activity. The transcript is spliced from 24 exons. The coding region runs from base 387 to 4397 and encodes 1336 amino acids.
ACAGUCGUUUAAUUUAAUCCGCCCCUAAACGCACACAGACUAACCCAUCGCCUAUAUUUAAACUCUUGACAGAACACAGCAGCGGUCAUUUACAAAAUCUUGGCAAACUUCAGCAUUUUUUAAUCGUCGGGGCAUAUACAAGCUUUAGUUUUAGUGUUAUAGCUAAACGUGUAUGUAUGAAUUAUCCACUCGGUUAAUGUAAAUCAGAAACAAACUUCGACAAAUUUGUCCAAGGAGUAUAUGCUUACAGGAAUAUUCGGAUUUAAGUCGUUGUUUUGAGGGAGCUGUGGUAUGGAUAAGUUUUGAUAAGUUCUCGACUAGAGGAGGAUCGCUUAGGACCAGGAGUUCACAUUCCUUCUGAAUAACAUACCAAGAAACUUCUCAGAAUGGAUUCAGCAAAAUGUGUGUUAUUAGGCUUGGGAAUUUCAUUAUGUGUCUUUUCGUUGGUGUCAUGCAUCGAUGCCAAAGAAAAGGCUAAAAAGAUUCACGCCCCGAGCUAUGCGAGCAAGAUCGAUUUGGUACAAGAGGUAGACGAAGGGCACCACAGGUGGCGACGUGACACCGAUGAUGAUGACGACGAGGAGGACAUCGAUGCGGCGAUUGCUGAGUUGGACAGAAUCCUUGCCGAAAUACGAGCCACACAUGAGAGCGCCCAAUACAUGGCGGGGCAAACGAGAGCAAGUAGUAACCAAUAUCAAGUGAGGCUUCAGGGAGGAUCAUCUGAAUAUGAAGGUAGGGUGGAGAUCAGAUACCAAAACCAGUGGUACAUGGUAUGUGAUGAUGGCUGGGGUAUCGAGGAAGCUAACGUCGUCUGCAACCAGCUGGGUUAUGAUGGAGCCCAGUCAGCAGUUCAAUUGGCAGCAAUUGACUUUGGGAGUAACAGUAAUAGCUUUGCUAUGGACGAUGUAGUAUGCUCUGGAACGGAGACAGAACUCAUAAAAUGUUCUUACCGAGGAUGGGGAUCACACAACUGUGAGAACGUGGAAGCUGCAGGAGUCAGAUGUGUAGAGAGAACAAUACCCAACAGAGGCAAUGCUGAAAUAACUGAUCAUCUCUCUCUGUUUGCUCGUAUUCCUGCUGCUUUUCUUGCUGGUCACAAUGAUGGGACCUUUUCCGUGGCUACACCUGAACUCUGUGCCCAGAAAUGUAUUCAGGAGAGGACCUUCGUUUGUAGGUCGUUUGAGUACAAUGAGCAGUCUAAUGAGUGCUUUACUAGCUCCAGUAACUCAAGAGAUGCAGAUCUUACACUUCUAACCACAUCCCAGAUUAACUUCUUUGAGAGGCUGGAUAUUGGUCCAAUCUCCCUAUUUGACAUGACACCUAAUUCUGCAAUGCCUGGUAACAACAUUGAGUCUUUGACAGCAGUAUCUUUGGAGGAAUGCGCUGAGAAGUGUCUUACUGCUCCUUGGCCUUGUGCUUCCUUUGACUUUGCUAGACGUGCCAAUAGGUGCUGGCUGAGUAACAAGUCUCCAAGUCAGGUGGCUAUUAGGAGUGAUUUCCCUGAGAACCCGUACGACUUCUUUGCUAGGAGAGGUCCAGCCACUCCGAACUGUUAUUCAGGCAAUGGAGAGAAUUAUCGUGGAUUUAGCUUCACUACAGUGCAAGGAAGACAAUGUACUAACUGGCAAGCAGCAGCUCUUGAUCGUGUAGGAGUAACACCUGCACUCUUUCCUGAUGGAGGAAUUGGGAAUCAUAAUUUCUGCCGCAACCCAGACAGUGACCGUCGACCAUGGUGUUAUUACAAGGACCCUGACUCGUCAACUGUAACUGGAUGGAUGUAUUGUAACAUAACUGUUUGUUCAACUACCACAGCGCUGCCAACGGAAAGACCGGCACCUCAACCGCCGGUACCUACCCAAGCUCCAUCAGGUCCUGUGUCUAUAUCAAGAGGGAAACCUGCCUUCCAGAGUUCAACCUUUACCUCAGGUGGUGUAAUGUACCACGCUCGCCUAGCUGUCGAUGGCAAUGCAAACCCAAACUUUGAUCAAGGAUCCUGCUCCAGAACUCAUCAUAGAGCGAAUUCAUGGUGGUACAUUGAUCUACAAGGAACCUAUGAUGUUAAUACUGUGGUCAUAGUCAACAAAGAUACACAAGGAGAGAGGCUGCGUGGAUCAAUGGUCUCCAUUGGUUCGUCUGCUACCGAUCCAUCCAGCCGCAUCCAGUGUGGUCGUAUCACACGAGGCAUGACGGCCGAAGCUAACAGCGACCCUCACAAGCGCAUCAGGAUUGAUUGUCCUAGCUCCAUCAGAGGGAGCUAUGUUCAUAUUGGUUCACCUCGUAAGGAUUAUCUUUCACUCUGUGAGGUAGAGGUCUAUGGAACACCUUCAUCUCCUACAGCAGCUCCUGAACCUGCAGUCACUUGUACCGCAUCUGAAUUUGAGUGCACAUCAGGAAGUGUAUCUUGUGUUGCUGAAAGACUGCAGUGCAAUGGGGAAAAUGACUGUACAGAUGGAAGUGAUGAAUCUGGAUGUCCUGAUCCUAUGGAUGACUUCACGGUAAUGGCCGGCAAAUUCCUUCCAAAUAGGGAGCCAUCUGUCAUCUACAUGGAGAAAACAGCCGAGGAAUGCGCCAGAUUCUGCGUUUCCGCCAUGACCUUCAUAUGUCGUUCUUUUGAUUACAUUGCUGCCGAACGAACAUGUAAUUUAUUUGACGUUAGCAGGUCGCAAAAUGGAAGACUUUUCAGUCGUCAGGGUGUUACACAUUAUGAAAGGAUAUCACAGACAACUGAUUGUACUAAUGUGAAUGGAAUCCAGUAUCACCCAUGUCCUUCUGGUCGAUGUAUCCCUAAUGAUUGGUUAUGUGAUGGAGAUAACGAUUGCAGUGACUUCACUGAUGAAUCAAAUUGUGGUACGUCAGCAGAAGCAUUUGAAGUCCGUAUCGUCAACGGGACUGCGCCUAACGAAGGUCGCGUUGAGGUAAAGUACCGUGGCGAGUGGGGAUUGGUAUGCGACGAUGAGUGGGAUCUGAAUGAUGGACAUGUCGUUUGUCGGCAGUUAGGAUACAGCAGAGGAGCAUCAGAUGUGUAUGUUGUUGGUGAAUUUGGUCAUGGAAGCUUGACUGAAAUCUUGAUGGAUGAUGUACAGUGCACUGGAACUGAACAAUCCUUAGCAGACUGCACCCAUGCUGGAUGGAACUUACAUAACUGUGUGGUUGGAGAGGCUGCAGGGGUACUCUGCAAACAAGAUCAAGAUUGUCCAGCGAAUCACUUUGAAUGCAACAAUCUCAGGUGUGUUCCUCAGACGGUCGUUUGUAACGAUGUGGAUGAUUGUAAUGAUAGAUCUGAUGAACUGAAUUGCUUCCAAGAGCCUCAGCGAUUACCAGUUCGUCUUGUUGGUGGAAACGGACAAACCUCAGGAAGGGUAGAGGUCUUUCAUAACAACCAAUGGGGUACCGUCUGUGAUGAUUAUUUCAGUGAAGCAGCCGCUAGAGUUGUCUGUAAUCAGCUCAACAUCAAAGGAGAUGUUCGUGUGUACCCUCAGGCCUCAUUUGGGGAAGGGUCAGGACAGAUAUGGCUUGAUGAUGUGAGAUGCUCUGGUACGGAACCAUCAUUACGUCAAUGCACCACUCCUGAACUCGGUCGGCAUAACUGCCAGCACAAUGAAGACGUCGGUGUCGAAUGCGGCUUAGAGACACUUCCUUGUGGAGUACGGGGCAUUGAGAAUGGUAACAUCAUGGCAAGGAUCAUUGGAGGAAGUUCUGCUAAGAGAGGCAAUUGGCCGUGGCAAGCUCAGCUGAUCUUAAGGGGGAGCGGUCACUACUGUGGUGGAACACUCAUUGACGAAUCCCAUGUGCUUACAGCAGCUCAUUGCUUCCAAAGGUAUGGUAAGAGCUCCUUCAAGGUUCGACUAGGUGAACACCAUCAAUUCAUCAAUGAAUCAUCUGAACAAGACUUCCGUAUUAGUUGCCUGUACAAGCAUCCUGAAUACAACUCUAAGACUACCAAUAAUGACAUUGCCGUAAUAAGGUUGGACCGGCCGGCCCAAAUCACAUCAUUUGUUACACCAGCCUGCCUACCAACAGAAGGAGAGUUUGGUAAUAACCACCAGUGUUGGAUUUCAGGUUGGGGUAAUACAGGUAAUGACAGGUAUCCCAGUCGACUACAAGAGGCUAGAGUUCCCCUCUUACCACGUGAAACCUGUACUAGAGCUAACGUCUAUGGAAGGAAGCUUACCGAUAAGAUGCUAUGUGCUGGGUAUCUACAGGGCGGUAUUGACAGCUGUGACGGCGAUAGCGGUGGUCCAUUGGUCUGUGAGAAUAGUGAAUCCAUAUGGAAGGUUGUUGGUGUGACAUCAUGGGGGUACGGCUGCGCUCAGCCUAAUGCCCCAGGAGUGUAUGCAGUGGUCACUCAAUACUUGGGUUGGAUUAAUGAGAAGAAGAUUACCAGGACCUGUUUGUAAUAUGGUCCUUUGAGUGAAUUCAACCAUCAUCUUGGUAUAAUGGAAUUCAUAUGACAGUUCAAUAUGUAUAUAAAAAAAUAUGUUAACAAUCUGAGCAAGGUCAUAAGUUAACCCAUUGGAGACUGAUCUAGCAUGUAUGCUUGCUGGAGUAUAAUAGAACAUGUGUUAUAUCAAAAUUAUACAGUCUUUAAUUGGUUAAGAGGUCAGGGAAUUUCAUUGAUUGCAUUUUUCAGAUAACAUUUGAUAGAACAACACGUGUGAUUCCCAUUAAUCUUCAAGCUUGCAACUUGGAUGCGACAACUCAGACUACGAUCCAUGAGUUAAAAAAAUGUAGAAUUGAGAUUUAUGAACUUCCAAUGAUGCAAUCAAUACCUUACCUCUUUCAGCGAGAGGUAGAAAAUGCAGGAUGUUAUUAAAGCCCCUUUCACAAUUGGUUUGGGACUAUUUGCGAUCAUGAGUAUGUCAAGGGUAUGUGUAAGGAAUAACUCAUUUGUCAUAAAAUCUGUUAUAUAGUAUUAGCAUGAGUUCCUAAUUCCAUGCAUUCAAAUGAAGAUCCCAUAGUGAUUUUAUUUUAAUAUUUAGUUUAUUUUUCAUCCAUGUAUGUUUUUAGAGAUUAUAUUCUUUGCAAGCUUACUAUUCAUGCUUUUCAUAAUCAGUGCUUUUGAAUCAUUGGUUUUGCAUCACUGCCUGUGCCCUUUAAUGAUUGUAUCAAUAAUACGUGCUGCUCUAAGAUAUCAGUUUUAAUGUUGACUUACAUGUAGAUGAAUGAGGUAAACACAUUAUAGAGUAUAAUCUCAUGAGAUCAGAUGUUACACAUGCCUUAAUUCAUUGAUUAAGGAAUGUACAUGUGGAACAAAAUCAUUGUUGAAGUCAAAAUGAAAUAAUCCAUUUACCUCAUUUGCCUGGAAAUUUGUUUCCAUCUCAUUCUCUUUAAGUAAUACAUACAUGUUUAUAGAGUGGGUACAAAAAGUAUUUUGUAUAAAAUAGCGUAUAUCAUAGAAAUACAUGAAAUCAGAAAAUUAGACAAUGAAUGUAUUUUUUUAUUUUAAAUGUUAACAAAUAUUAAAUGUUGCCUACAUGAAAAGAUUCUACUAGAUUAUAUUAAGUUGGUGUAAUUUUGUUGUUGGAAGGUAACAUUGUGAUGACAUACUGCAUCGAGCACUGAAGAAUAAUUUCUUUAGCUGACAAUCAUUUGAAUAUUCAGGGGAAAAUCCCAGGUUUGUCAAAACACAUUCUACAUGUAGUAGUCUAAAUUGUAACGUAAAGUAGAAGAGACUUACUUGAAUUGUGUUCCAAAUUCUGUACUAUAUCUGCUUCAAAACAAAUUGAUAUCAGACACUCACUUUUGCUAAAUUUCUCUCAAUGAUUCCUUGCUGAUUAAAGUGUAUAUUAAUAGUGUGUGUAGACUACUCAUAGUAACUAGAUAUUGUCAAUGGAGUAAUUUAAUGUGCUGAAUUUAUUGUAUAUUUUGACAUUCUCAGCUGGGUUUGAGUUCUGCAAAAAUGAUUUGUUAAAGGACAAUCUCUAUCCAGUUAUUAUGUGAAAUAAAGGUCUGACCUUAAUGCACCCAUUUGGGAUUGCAUACAACUACUGAUACAGCAGUCUCUCCCUCAAACUCCUCCCCCUUUCCUCUCUCUUUCUUUUUUUUUCUCUCUCUUUCGCUCUUCUCUUGUCUUUCCCCAGCAAGAAUCAUGAACAGAUUUUCAUUUUGUGCAUGUGUGGGUUGUAAAUCAGUGAUUAGAUUGAUUGCAUUAGAAUUCAUUUACCAUUGUCUAUUGUCUUUAGACCAUUUACUAAAAUAUAUUUCCCUCAUUUAAAAGAGCAUACUUUUGCAAAAAAUAUAAACUUUUCCCUAAAAGCACACAAUAUUUGUGUUGUCAAGCAAUAUUAAAAAGGGUAUUUUAGCCUAUUUGUGCAUCUCAGUAUUGUCACAGUUUUAGCUGUCAUAAUAUAUUUCAUUAAAUUGUAAGUUAUUCCUUCCGACUUUUGUUGUUAGCAGAGGAGAAGUUGGCAAAAAAAGCCAAAGUCUUGAUUUAAUUUGUAUCCUUUGUCAUUAUGUCUGCUGGAAUCAUGCCAAGGGAUUUGUGCUAUCCGUCAUAUAUUUUUAUUGUUAGAUUGUAUGACAUAUGUCUAUUCAUACAGAACCAAUAGGUUACUGUAAUAGGCUCAAAUUGGUAUUUGGGAAGUAAAUUGUGUCAUUAUUCAACGAUUCAAGGUCUCUAUUGCACUUGUGAGUUAUUCAUGAAAACAUGUUUUGUUAAUACAAGGGUGGUGUGGUUACUUCUUUGUUAUAUUUGUGAAGAAACAUAUUUCUCGCCUUUCCGGGCGGCAGAAAGAUUUUCCUCUUGUGGAGCUGCUAAUACAAACACCUUGUGUUUGUGGAAUAGCAUGACCAAAGUGAUGAAAGGCAUAGCAAACAAUUGCAAUAGGAGGAAAAGAUAUGCUAAAUGGGAGAGAGAACAAGAGGGAUGUUACUAGAUAAAUACAACCAUUUGAAGUUUAGUAUUUAAUAAAUGUAAAUUAAUAUAACUCUGGCACUGAUAAAACGGUGGUCCCUUUCAUAUCUCCUGAUUACUCACAUUAUUUUGUGUAGAUAUAUUGUAGUCCAAUUUAAAAUGUUUUUUUCCUCUAUUCUGAACUCCAAAUACUUGAAUACUUUUCAUUAUAAUUACAGGGGUGCGUUUAUUCCAACUCUAAAAGGUCAUAUGAAUUUUGUGCAAAGUGUAGGCAGUCCUGCUGUAAUCAAGGAAAUGUAAAAUACCCUGAUCAUAUCAUGAAAAUAACCUCAUUACGUUUUCUGUUGAAUUGUUCAGAAGUCUUCUCCCAACGUAGUGUUUAUUUUAGAUUAUAGCAAUAUCAAACUCUUAAUACCAUCCUUCUUUUUGUUUGAUUCUUAAUUAAAGAAUAAGGCUUUUUUAUUGUAAUGAUUUAGAAAUGGUUAUCAGAGGGAGAUGUUGUUCAUGUGCCUGUAAUUGUUUUGUUUGUAAACAAUGGGGUUAACAUAACAAUGACAUGAUGCUACAUUUUAAUUAAAUUACGAUGUUAGGAUUUGAACAUUAAUUGAUGGUUAGAUUAUUUGUUGAAAUAUUGAUGAAGUGAUCAUGUGAACUUUAUUUGCAAUGAUUUGAAUAUUCAAUGUACACAUUAUAUUUUUAAUACACUGUUUGUUCGUUAGAACUGUGGUUGACUCUUUCCCAGUUGGAAAUACAUGUAACUGAAACAUUGUGAUCUUAAAAGGCAACUGAUUGAAAAGUAAUAUUUUUUCUGUCUAUUUUUGAAAGAUGGAAAAAAGGGGGACAACUUAAGGGUUAUACAUGUUUAUAUAAAAAUGUAACAAUCUACAUGUAAUUUUAGACAGAUACUCUCUGUUUGAAACAUGCAUUAUGAAAUAAAGAUUGUUUGCAUGUUGUGAAGUAAACACCAAA